Messenger RNA from Microthlaspi erraticum, 645 nucleotides. The record is from the annotation of a GenBank genome assembly. NCBI's taxonomy places the organism in Eukaryota, Viridiplantae, Streptophyta, Magnoliopsida, Brassicales, Brassicaceae.
AUGGAUUUCAUCAAGACCAGUUCCCUGCGUGCUCUGAUUGAGUUAACUUUCCAACGCAACUGGAACGGCCUAAUUUGGAUGAGUAGAAAAGGAGUUACAACCAAAAGAGUGAAGACUCCAGACGGCUCUAUCGAGAAUCAGCGCCCAACCGCGCAGUCCGGCUGGCCGAGGAACGAACAUUCCACGCUCGGCCAGAAUCUCGUCCGUCCGUCUGAAGUCUCGGCCAAAGUCCAAAAGUUCGGCCGAUCACGCAACACGACCCGGGAAACUAUUGCCCGCGGUCGGCCAAGCACAACCACCCACGCCACGCCGCGCACGAUCCGCCGCGCGAGCCGGGAAGUAACACCUCGCGGCCGCGCAACUCGUCCCACGUACCACGCACGAACGCGCCGUCCGAGCCGGGAAACUACGUCCCGCGUCCGACCGAGAUUUUAUCGGCCAAGUCUUCAUCCGUCCGACCACAGCGGCCGACCACGCAUCCGUCGCCACGACCGUUCCGAUCGUACUAGGAGCGGCCACGACCCGAUUCCGGCCGAUCGUCCCGACCGACCGUCCCAACGCCGCGGUCGACCCGAAGCCCGUUUUGAAGCCCGAUUUCAUAUUUUCAAGGCCCGGCUUAACCCUAAGCCGCCUCAAAAGACCUAG